AUGGCUACUAAAAUAGCUAAUUCUGCACUUACUAAACAUUCCAUGAGUAAGCCGGUUCCAGCAGAACUAAUCGAUUUCACCACGACCUCUAUGGGUACAUUCCUCCCUAUGAGCCAACCGCAACGUCAAAAAUCUCAACAACUUCCAGACUUACUAGAUUUCAUAAAGAAAAUUGUUCAUGAUUUAAAUUUACCAGUUUUAAUCGUUGUUGUUUGCUUGAUUUACAUUCACCGACUUAAAAAACAAUUGCCUAAAAAUUAUGAAACUGAGUAUGGAACCGCUCAUAGAGUCUUCAUUAGUUCUAUUCUAGUGGCUAGUAAAUAUGUCGAUGAUGUACCAAUUACUGCUAGAAAAAUGUUGGAAUCUGUUGGAAAAGAUAUUUGGUCAAUCAAAGACAUAAUAAGAAUGGAAAGAGCUUUCUUGAGCUUUAUUCAAUGGAAUCUUUCAAUAGAUCGCACUGCUUUUGAUUCCUACUUGAAUGAAUUGAGAGAAAAUCAAAUAGAUCUUUGA
Molecule: messenger RNA, 510 nt
Organism: Dentiscutata erythropus
Lineage: Eukaryota; Fungi; Glomeromycota; Glomeromycetes; Diversisporales; Gigasporaceae
Source: the annotation of a GenBank genome assembly